This is a messenger RNA of Anopheles moucheti, 1229 nucleotides long. RefSeq names its product protein YIPF6. The record is from RefSeq and is a predicted model, not a curated record. Gene Ontology annotation, cellular component: trans-Golgi network; membrane. Bases 101 to 784 code for a protein of 227 amino acids. The transcript is spliced from 5 exons. Lineage: Eukaryota; Metazoa; Arthropoda; Insecta; Diptera; Culicidae. Gene Ontology annotation, biological process: endoplasmic reticulum to Golgi vesicle-mediated transport.
AAAUGGUGCAACAACUAAAACAAAACACGGAAAGUUUGCGGUAAAGCGUAGUUUUUCGUGUAAUUUAUUUAUUCUGCUGUAGUUCUUAUCAAAAUCAAACAUGUCCUCUUCAGAAGCUAGGCUGGAGAUGUACGACGAGGGUGCGGAAUCGCCUUCCGAGUUGAUGAGCGGAGAUAUGACCGUAUCCAGCGGGACCCAAAAUUCGUCCGAUCCCACUGCACCCAACUUCAACACACUCGAUGAACCUAUUAAAGACACUAUCAUGCGUGACGUAAAGGCUGUCGGUGUCAAAUUCUACCACGUCCUCAUACCGAAGGAAAAGAACACACUCCUGAAGGAAUGGGACUUGUGGGGACCGCUGGUGCUGUGCACGUUCAUGGCCACGAUACUGCAGGGCUCGUCCGAUGAUACAUUCGAUGGAGGGCCCGAGUUCGCGCAGGUGUUUGUAAUUGUUUGGAUCGGUGCCCUGAUCGUGACGCUAAAUUCUAAGCUGCUCGGAGGAAAUAUAUCCUUUUUUCAGUCGGUGUGUGUUCUUGGCUAUUGUCUUACACCGUGCGCACUAGCCCUCAUAGUGUGCCGGAUAAUUCUUCUAGCAGAACAAACAACGUUUCUCUUCUUCCUACGAUUCCUCAUAGCGUCGGCCGGGUUCGGUUGGGCCACGUACGCAUCGAUCAUCUUUCUCGGUGAUAGUCAGCCACGGAACAGGAAAGCUCUUGCCAUGUAUCCAAUAUUCCUAUUCUAUUUCAUCAUAUCGUGGCUCGUCAUUUCGCACACCAAUGUGUAAUCGGACGCGAUGUGUUGAAUUUCAAUUAAAUUCCAAUUGUGAUCAGUGUAAAAAGCUAAAGCGGGACAAAACAAAUCGGAAUCCCGCAAUUGACUGAACCGGCGGGACAGAUGUGCACUAGUGUAGUGCAUUUUAAAGAGUUUCCACUAUACCCUCCGCCAGUUGAACGCAUUGCACCAAAGUCAAAAGAGGGUACACAUGACGACAUCACGACCAGCACACAGCAAUCACAGGUUAACAUUGACAGUAAGAACAGAAAGCUGAAAGAAAAACAACAAGACACACCUAGUGUAAUCGCAACUGUACUAAACCGCUGGCUAAAACUUUUGUAUUAUAAAACUUUCCACAUAUUAGAGUAAUAAACGAAUGGAGCCGCACCGAUGCGGAAGAUGAAAUGGCUUGUCUGCACAGUAAGUUUAGAACCUUGUAACUAAUUGCACGCCCU